CAGAAGGAGGAGACAGGGGAGGGGAAAGGUUUUGGAGACUUUGACCUCUGGAUUUCCUCCUGUUGUCCUCAGCCUGCCUAGAGAGUCACUCACACAGUCUUGGCCCUCCCUCCCUCCCUCCCUUUUUUGCCCCCUCCCUCCUCUGUCUGUCCUGUUUUUCUUUUCUCUCUUCCCCUUUUCUCCCUUUCCUUUCCUCUCUCUUUGCGCCUUGAUCUCCAUCUGCCCACAAGGAUCACAUUUCUCUUCAGUCCAUUUGUCCCCUAGCUUCCCUGUCCCCAUUAGGAGAGAAGAACCAUGGCUCCUGGGGAGGGCAGGAAGAAGCUAAGGAUCUACUUUCGAUGUUCUUUCGUUGGCUUUGUCACUGGGCUGUUUGCUGGUUUCCUGGUGUCCUUUCUGAUUUGCUAUUUUCUCUACAGACCCUUCAGCAAAGUCCACUGUGAGCCAGAGAACAACAGAUUCAGGGAAAAACAGGGAGAAAGUAACAAAGCAAUUCACACAGCUCAUCUCCUGCUCAACCACACAGGUUCCCGUCAGGACAAUACUCUGAAGUGGCAAGGCGAUCCAUCCCUGGGUCGCUCCUUUAUCUAUGGCCUUACUUUGAUCCAGGGUUCCUUGCAAAUCCAGCGCAGUGGCAUUUAUGGCAUCUAUGUUCAGGUGACUCUGGCCAAAUGUAUCCAGGCCAGAGCCCAGAACCCUGAGCUUAAAGAGACCAAGGCUUCAACCUUGACCAUUGGCAACCUUUCUGCACAGGGCCGCCAUUCAAGUCUCCUGCGAAGACACUUCCAAGGCAGAUGCUCGUUGAGUGCCAGCCUCCAAGUGAACCUCAACUACCAGGACACCCUUUAUGUCAACCUCACAUAUCCCCUAGUGCCUUCACCCAAUGCUGAUGAGACUUUCUUUGGAGCUUCUUGGUUAUAUCCACCUCCUCCUCCAGAAUACUGAUGAUCCUGGACUUCCAAGGUGCUGUAACCCAGCCAGGUGAAUUCGCUGAAAACUGAUGCUGAGUGGUUCCUGGCUUUACUUCACCGUUAUUCCCUGAGCGCAUCCUAAGCUAUAGCCAAAUAGAGCUUCAUGAUCUUCCCCAGACUGAUUAGGAGCCUCAGUGUAUUUAUUCAGGCUCCUCCCCUACCUGGAAUAGACUUUCUUAGUUCCCACUUUCAGAAUACUUCUCUUCCUUCAAGGCUCAGCUUAAAGCUUCAUCUCUUUUGUAAAACCUUCCCUCCCAGUGUCAUUUUUUGAAUCUUUACAUCUCUGGUACUUGAAUUUUGUGCAGAAUGAGAAUUUAAUAAAUAUCAAAAUGAAUAGACAGAUUGAAAUUGGGUAUCUCCUAGAGGUUUAGACAAAACUGUUGCUUUUUUGUGGCUAUGGAUUCACUCUGUACCCCUGUAACAGUUAGAAUUCCAGUGUGGAGAGUGAUUUACCUGUUAUUAGAAUGCAAGUUUCCUGGCUCUUAGCCUAGGAAAGGCUAGGACAGAAGAAAUAGGAAGUUGUAGAGUAGGAGGAUGGAGGAUUUGACUGGGUAGCAGAUGAGGGAUAGAAGUAUGGAGCAGAGCAAGGAAUCUUAAGGUUAAAAAAUUGGUCCUCCCAAACAUCUUGUCUCCUGCUCCUAGAGCAGGGAUUCUUUUAAAAAAAUAUUUUUUUAUUUACAAAGCAUAUG
This is a messenger RNA of Sarcophilus harrisii (Tasmanian devil), 1657 nucleotides long. It is a transcript of the gene CD70, whose product is annotated as CD70 molecule. The record is from RefSeq and is a predicted model, not a curated record. Gene Ontology annotation, biological process: tumor necrosis factor-mediated signaling pathway; immune response. Gene Ontology annotation, cellular component: extracellular exosome; plasma membrane. The coding region runs from base 295 to 942 and encodes 215 amino acids. The transcript is spliced from 3 exons. Gene Ontology annotation, molecular function: tumor necrosis factor receptor binding. NCBI's taxonomy places the organism in Eukaryota, Metazoa, Chordata, Mammalia, Dasyuromorphia, Dasyuridae.